UGGAGUAACUCAGCGGGUCAGGCAGCAUCUCUGGUGAAAGAAAAUGUCUCCUUUUCUCAAGAGGUGCUGCUGACCCGCUGUUACCCCAGCAUUUUGUGUCUAUCUUCGGUGUAAACUAACUAGCAUAUGCAGUUCCUUCAUACACAGAUGAUGUUUCGGGUCGAACCCCUUUAGUUCAUUGCUCAAGAUUUCAGCAUCUACAGAGUAGUUACUUGUCUCCUGUGCUCCUGUUUUAUGUUCUUCUGAUAAAUAAAUAUCAGUAAGGAGUAGAACCUCCUUCCGGAGGAGUAAGUCAGUGAUUGGACAACGGGCACAGCUCUAAGCCUUCAUGCUUUGGUUCCAUUAUAAAUCCAUAUGCAAAUAUGCAGUGGAAACCACCUAAAUCACAUUGUGUUCUGUCUAGUUGCCUUACUUCCACACAUAAAGGGGAGGACUAUUAACGGCACCCUCACAUUCGCACAUAUGAAAAUGCGGCUGCAAGAUUUAUAAUGGCAAAACCUGACGGUUUAUUCAGCAACAGAACACUGAUGGCCUCCAAAGAAAUCCCUGAUGUUAAAUCAAACUUCUUCAUUCGCCAAGAUAGUGCCAACACAUCACUGUCUUUAGGGUUUGACCCGUAUCACGCUGGAUUCAAUCUUCAAUUUGUUGAGCCAUUGGAAGAUCGGUACAAGUGUGUGAUUUGUUCUUUUGUUCUAUGUAAUCCGUACCAGACUGGAUGUGGACAUCGAUUUUGUGAAAAUUGCAUUGCAGAAUUAAGAGAGACAAAACCAAUUGCCAUGUGUCCUAUUGAUCACGAAGGAAUUAUUUCAAAUUGGAUAUUUAAAGAUAACUGCUGCAAGAGGGAAGUGUGGAAUUUGAUGGUGUAUUGUAAAAAUGCACCAGAUUGCAACACAAAAGUAUCCUUUGGGCGUUUAGGGGAUCACCUUAAAAAAUGUCAAUUUGAAACUGUAGAAUGCAUCAACGGUUGCAACGCUGUCUUGCAAAGGAAAUAUUUAAUCGAUCAUUUGCAAGCAGUGUGUGAAUUUAGAGAAGAGGCUUGCCAAUAUUGCAAAGUGACUUUAAUCUUUAAAAAUAUUAAGGAUCAUGAAGUCAUCACAUGUCCGAAGUAUCCUGUUUAUUGCACAAACAAUUGUGGUGCAAGUUUUAUGAGAAGUGAGAUUGAUGCACAUCUGACUAUCUGUCCAGAAGCUGAAGUGGAAUGUAGCUACAAAAAAUAUGGUUGCCAUGCCAGGGAGAAACGGAAGAAGAUGAAGGAACAUGAACAAUCUUGUUUAAAUGAACAUUUAUUGCUUGUUGUUACAAACAAUAAUAAAUUGGAAGCACAGAUAUUGGAUCUGCAAAAAACAUUAUGUGAAAGAAACCACAUUAUCACUCAGAUGGAAGAACAAAUAAACAAGCUUGACAUCAUGGUUGCACAUUUGAGUGAGGCCAUUUCUAAAAACGAUGAUGAGGUUGCAAAGACACAGAAAAUCCUGGCCGGGCAUGCUGACAAAAUAAUAACCAUUGAGCAACAUUCACAACAACUUUGCAGAAGAUUAGAUCAAGAAAGAAAUAAUGAAAUAACAUCACUGAAGGAAGUAAUUAUUGCAUUGAAGGAAAAGGUGGAAACUGCUGAAAACAACAUUGUGUCAAUGGUUUCUUUUAAGCCAUGUCUGAAGCAACACGAAUUAUUGUUAAAUACCCAUAAGAAACUACUAGAAAAGACUAAUGAGAGAUUUCGAGUCUUGGAAGCAGCUGGAUACAAUGGCAAACUGAUAUGGAAGAUCUGCAACUACAGAAGGAGAAAACAGGAGGCAGCGGAGGGAGCUGCUGUUUCUCUUUUUAGCCAACCCUUUUACACAAGUCGGUGUGGAUACAGGCUCUGUGCUAGGGCAUAUUUAAAUGGAGACGGUGCAGGCAAAGGAACACAUUUAUCUUUGUUUUUUGUUGUUAUGAAAGGCGAAUAUGACUCUCUGUUGAUGUGGCCAUUUAAACAGAAGGUCACUCUUGCAUUGCUUGACCAGAGCCAAAAAAAACAUCACAUUGUAGAACUCUUUAAGGCCGAUGCCAGCAGCACCAGUUUCAAAAGACCAAUUUCAGAAAUGAAUAUCGCAUCUGGAUGUCCACGAUUUGUGUCCCAUGCAGUUCUCGAAGUUGGGAAAAUGGGGACAUAUAUAAAAGAUGACACAUUGUUCAUCAAAGUCAUCGUGGACUUAACUGAUCUUGAAGAUCAAUAGCCGAAUUUCUAAAAUUUGACUCAAACAAAUGGAUCCAUUGUUCGAUAUUGAAUGUUAUGUUACUAUAUUUUAUUGAGCACCAAGCUUGGGAAAGACUAAUAUAAUUAUUGUGAAUAUUUUUUUAUUUUUCUAUUAAAUGCAGAUCUCAUUCACACGUGCAUGAUUGCUGGUUAAUUACAUUGUUCACUUAGUGAUUAUUUUUAUAUUUAAAUCCGAUCAGACUUAGGAUCUGCUUAGGAUUCACAGAGGUAGAAAUUGUUGACUUUUUGGUCCAUGAAUUUAAUGCAGGAAUAACAUAACGUGCAAGAUUCCCAAAUGCUACAGGGCUUUUAGUCAGAUCUGGUGGUUGUUUGGAACCUGUGUAGGCCUCAUUUCCUUUAGGACAAGAGAUUCCUAUAAAUAUUUUUGGCUCCAUCAGAGAAUUUGUCUGCAGGAUAAUGGAGGCUUAACCAACAAUCCGUAGAAACUCCAUUGGAGGCUGUCACUGUUUGUUUUCUACUUCCAAGACUUAAGGUCUAAGUUCCAUGUUCCCCAGAGAUACUGCUUGAACCACUGAGUUGCUCCAGCACAUUGCGUCUUUCUUUGCAAAUUGUCAUCUGCAGUUCACUAUGUCUCCACUUAGUAGCCUGCACUCAGUUACCCGUCCUGCUGAUCUUGAGGAAAUUUCACCCUCUGCUCACCUCCCAUCCAAGAGGUUUCUGAGGAUUAUCAUCAACUGGGCAAAUAGCUCAAAUUCCACCUGGUUAUAUUGCCAACUUUGAUUGAACUAUUGCAAUCAGGUCAAAUGCCAAGUAAUGACUGUGUGCAAAAACAAAGUUCAAGUUGUGCAUGGUUUCAGAUACUAAUGAAUAUGUACCAUACGUUAAAUUUAAUUGAAGAGGAUUAAAAAAUAGUACAAUCAUAUUAACUUAGGAAGUUCAUUUAAAAAGGUUUUUUUUUUAAAACUGCGUUCAAACUUCUGUACCAACUAAGGUCAUUACAUGUAGUGUAUGGAAGAAAAAAGAAUGCAUUUGAAACAAGUAAUAUUGUGUAUGAGUGACAGCUCCUUUUAAAAAAUUGAUCGUUGUUUAAAUCUACAGUCUAGGCAACUGGUUGAUGGUAUUUAAUCAGUUUGGGUUAGUUAAAUCAAAGUGGGUUUUAGACUUUGACAGACCCAAGUUAGACCAUUUCAUGCUUAAGAUGAGACAAUUAUGGCCUAUCAUAAAAAGAUGUGAAAUUCUUACUUUAUCUUUUUCAGGACGAGGUACAUUUAACACAUGUUUAUAAAUCUAUGUAAACAUAAACAGCAGUGUCUCUCUUUAUAGAUGCUGUCUGACAUGGAGUAUUUCCAGCAUUUUUCAUUGUUAUUUCAAAUCACCAGCAUAAGCGUUUUUUAUUUUUAAUACAAAAGUCAAAUAUGUUCAAAAAUUUGUCAAUUAAAGACAAUAACUGAUUAUGUUGUUGGGGUUACCAUGUCGCCUUCAAGACAAAGAGAAUCAAAUGGAGACAGAAACUGCAGAGGCUGGACCUUUCAGUGAAAAGCAUCCCUAGUUCUGGUAUCUUGAAUUCUAAUACUUACAAACAUAUGAACAAGAGAAAUAGAAAUGACCUGUGAUGUUUCAGAGAAUACAGUAGAACAUUUUAGGAGGUAUGCACAGGACCCAAAUUAUUUCAUAAGGUUUGUUGCAGCUGUAGAAUAUUCUGAAUUCUUAAGAUGACUGUAGCAUCACAAAGCAUUUCUGUUCAUACAUUUGUGAAUUCCAUUCUGGUAGGAAGGAGACAGUAGUUGUGAAGAAAAUAAAAGAAAGAAUAAAACAGCUGCAGCUGAAGAGAACGUAAAUAGAACUGAUUAUGUUCAGAGAUACCCUAUCCUCCCAACGGAGUUAACAGCAAGGACAUAUGCAUGUCGUUGUUUGUGGAGCAGUUGAAAGGAUGGUUUCAUUUCUCUGGGGAGGCCAUCAGGGAUCACGUCACCUCCUGCACAAGAGUUGUAAGGACGUUG
Leucoraja erinaceus (little skate) is the source of this 4197-nucleotide messenger RNA. RefSeq names its product TNF receptor-associated factor 5-like. Gene Ontology annotation, molecular function: tumor necrosis factor receptor binding; zinc ion binding; thioesterase binding. The record is from RefSeq and is a predicted model, not a curated record. Bases 489 to 2216 code for a protein of 575 amino acids. Gene Ontology annotation, biological process: regulation of apoptotic process; positive regulation of canonical NF-kappaB signal transduction; tumor necrosis factor-mediated signaling pathway. The transcript has 11 exons. Gene Ontology annotation, cellular component: plasma membrane signaling receptor complex. Lineage: Eukaryota; Metazoa; Chordata; Chondrichthyes; Rajiformes; Rajidae.